Nyctereutes procyonoides (raccoon dog) is the source of this 3334-nucleotide messenger RNA. RefSeq names its product microcephalin 1 (gene MCPH1). NCBI's taxonomy places the organism in Eukaryota, Metazoa, Chordata, Mammalia, Carnivora, Canidae. The record is from RefSeq and is a predicted model, not a curated record. The coding region runs from base 60 to 2294 and encodes 744 amino acids. Gene Ontology annotation, biological process: mitotic cell cycle; cerebral cortex development. The transcript is spliced from 12 exons.
ACCGGCCGCUCCGCCACGGGGCUCGGCGCGGGGCGGCGGGGCGCGUCCUCCGGCGGCUCAUGGCGGCUCCGGGGCCCGGCGGACGGCGGGUCCUGGCAGACGUCGUGGCAUAUGUUGAAGUCUGGUCAGUGAAUGGAACAGAAAAUUACUCCAAGACGUUUACAAACCAGCUUGUGGAUAUGGGGGCAAAGGUUUCAAAAACUUUUAACAAACAAGUAACUCACGUUGUGUUCAAAGACGGAUACCAGAGCACUUGGGACAAAGCACAGAAGAGAGGCGUGAAGCUCGUCUCAGUGCUCUGGGUUGAAAAAUGCAGGACAGCUGGAGCGCACAUCGAUGAGUCACUGUUCCCUGCAGCUAAUACCAGGGAACACCUACCAAGCUUGAUUAAGAAAAAACGGAAGUGUAUGCAGCCCAAAGAUUUUAUUCCUAAAACACCGGAACAUGAUAAAAGGCUUCAGAAGAAAUUCGAGAAAAUGGCUACAGAGCUACAAAGGCAGAAGAGAAGUCUGGAUAAUGAUGUCCCUGUCCUCUUGUUUGAAUCGAACGGCUCACUGAUGUAUAGUCCCACAACGAAAAUGUGCAGCGGUCAGCAUAGUAUGAUGCUGAGGAGGUUACAGGAGAUGAAGGAGAAAAGGGAGAACCUCUCCCCUACCUCUUCGCAGAUGCUUGAAAACUCUCAUAAUAACCCAGCUGAUACCUCAUGUCAAGCUUCGUGGAACAUUUCACACAAUACUUUGUAUUCAGAUGAGUCCUUUGCUGAUGAUCUGAACUCAUCUUUUGACAAUCUUUGUGGAAAGACGGGAUGUGGAAGUCAGGAAGAGAAGCUGGCAGGAUUUGUGGACCAAGUUAAAAGUGAUGUGUGUGUUUCUUCGCCUGAGCUGAAGACAAGUCAUGUCCCUUCAUUGGCAUCUCCCGGUUACCUCUGUCAGUUAACUCCUCAGAAGCCCACGGGUGGUCUUUCCAAAGAAGAGAUUCGUGGGCAGAGAGAUCCUGCAGCUGAAGUGGUCACCCCUGACAAGCAGCAGUCGGAGGGAGCAGCCAGGGAGGGGCUUGACGAGAAACAUAAUUUGUCCCCUGUGCCAUCUGCAAGCAAAUGCCGCCCUUCAGGACAUUCACGAUCCAAGAGCUCUCCGGCAAAGAGAAAAAGAGUAUCCGUGAGCUCAAAUUCCCACCCAGAAGAAAGACUGCGGAAGAAGAGGUGCAGUGGGAAGGCUGCCGGGCCACAAGUGCAGCUGUGGAAGUCGGGAGGUCGCCUGCCGUUCACAUCCUGGCCUGCUGUCGAGGCUCCUGGCGGCGAGGUGUCCUCGUACGAUGAUUAUUUUUCACCUGAUAAUCUUAAGGAAAGGAGUUCAGAGGCUCUUCUCCCUGGACCUCAGCCAUCCGCAGGCCCUGCUCAGUUCAGCUGCAGAGGACUUUCUCAGAGGGAGAGAAGAAACAUACUGCAGAUGUGUGACUUUUCCUGCCUCAGCAAACACCCCAGGUCAGUGGAUGUUGUCACCGGUGUCCCAGCAAAAACUAGCUCCAGUCUUCAGAAACCUACACACAAGCCAGCAGACGCGAUGAGGGGUCGCCUGACCUCUGACGGAACGGGUGCCGCUGAAGACGCCCCAGGCUGUUGUCAACAGGCUGCCGCUCCUCAGAGAGAACGUGGGCACCCGGCUGGGGAAGGCUGCUCUCACGUAGACGAGGAGCUCGCUCCGCCAGAGGCACACGGAGGGGAAGGACUUCAUGGCGAUUUAACUCCUCUGGAAGGAAGCAGCGCAGAAAUGAAAGGAUCGGUGGACGUGAGAAGCACGCAGAAGGAAGAUCGUGCUUCUCGCCCGUGGAGCUCCUCUGGCGGUGAAGUGCAGUGUGGUUUUGUGAGUGAAGGUACAGUGGACAUGCCUGCAGGAGACAAGGAACACUCAUCCACGGGACGUGAUGGAAGUGUUAAAAAUGGACCAACCAGGCAUGAUGUUUUGGAGGGCUCAACGGGAGCCUGUGGGGACCUCACCAGACCUCACGAGGAAUCAGAGAAAAGAGGGAAAGGCCAAAAGCCAACGAGAACAUUAGUCAUGACAGGCAUGCCAUCUGAAGAGCAGAACAUCGUUGUCCAGGUUGUGAAUAAAUUGAAGGGCUUUUCCUUUGCCCGGGAGGUGUGUGAAACUACCACUCACGUGCUGUCUGGGAAGCCUCUGCGAACUCUGAAUGUGCUGCUGGGAAUCGCCCGUGGCUGCUGGAUCCUCUCUUAUGAAUGGAACCUUGGGCAAGCUGCAGAACUGGCUCUGGGCACCCCAGGACAUAGGACAUAGGUGGUCCUGUUCUGAUCCUCCAUCCUCCCCGCCAUCCCUUUGGUUCAUCCUGGCAAUUCCUCAGUGGAUCCACUGUGCUUUCCUAGUUCUGUAGGAAAUCAUGGUUGAGGACAGAUAGGAAAAGAGUAAUUGCCCUGGAAAAUGAAGGGCUUUGGUGCUGCCCUUCCUGAGAACAUUUGAGAACAUUUGUCAAUGGGACCGUGAUUGUCAUCAAGUACAACUCAUAGAGGAGUUUAAGGGAGAGCUGUCUUGGAGCAUAAGUCUGUGAAGUCACUCUGAACACAGCCAUUGAGAUUCCAUCGUCAUUUUUGGAAUUCAUAUAUUUAAUAAUUUGUUCUUUAAUUUUGUGAAGGGGCCAGACAGACUCUAGUUAAUACAUUCGACAUAGCAAAGCAAGUGCCCGGGUCUUGAAGCUGAGACUUUGCAUGGAAGAGAAAGCCCUGAGGCGCUUUGAGGAGGCGUAAAAGGAUAGGUAUUUGGAGAGACUGCCAGGGACCAGAGCACCUGGAGGUCACGGUCAGGAGUUCGGGAAGCUGCUGGAGUGUGUGAACUAGAGAGUGACAGGCUUUUCUCUCUCUGGCUUCUGCGUAAAGAAUGGAUUGCAGGAAGGUGAGAUAAGCAGACUGACCAGAGGAAGACAGUUAUGAUCAUCUGCGUCAGAGAUUACAAGGAGAGAGAAAGAAGAGAGAGACACACAGAGAGACAGAAACAGAGACAGAGACACACGCCAGCACACUAUGAUACAGGGGAAGAAAAACCACGCAGAGAGGAGCAGGAGAGAGGUGGGGGGAAACGGAUGCUCUUGAGCACGACUAGCAUAGUGGCAGAUCGGUGGAGAGAAGAGAUCAGACUGCUGUACUUUAUUAGGAAGAUCUCACAGGACUUGGUAACAUGCAGCACGCGUCAAUGGAGAAGUCAGGGUGUCUCCUACCCAAUUUUUUUUUUACCUGAGCAAUUGAGGGUAGAUAGUGGUAGCAUUUACUGGGGCAAGGAAUCCUCAGGGGAGAAAAAUGUUUGCAGGUUUGGGGUACAAGAAAAAA